Zophobas morio is the source of this 957-nucleotide messenger RNA. It is a transcript of the gene Jupiter, whose product is annotated as microtubule-associated protein Jupiter. The coding region runs from base 121 to 840 and encodes 239 amino acids. The transcript is spliced from 3 exons. Lineage: Eukaryota; Metazoa; Arthropoda; Insecta; Coleoptera; Tenebrionidae. The record is from RefSeq and is a predicted model, not a curated record.
AAAUUUGCAUGCGUCCAUUGCUAUAAAAGGAUGUGACCAUAUUUAAAGCUGAUAAAGUUUACCAAUAAUGACGUCGAGAUGUGUCAUAGUGUUCAGUGAUUAAUAUGUUAGACACGAUUUAUGAAAAUAAUCGCUAAAAAGAUUUCAGUUAUGGGUGACAUAGAGGCACAAGUUUCUGAAAAUAUCAGUGAACCAAAUACUGCUUGUAACAUUCCGAAAUCAUCAAUAGACGUUCUGAAGGAAUCCAAACCAAGUGAGAACAUCGCAAUUAGUGAGCCGCAGGACAAACUUCACGACUCGUCAACAACAGAUACCGCCGUAGCGCCAUCGACUAUUAACGAAACAAUGCAAACCGCUAUAUUAAAAACCGCUUGUGAAUCAGAAAGUGAAAAAAUUAAUAAUAAUUUAGUUGAUGAACUCAAAAAUAACAAAACUGCCACUGAUGAUUUAAAAAGCACCACUGACUCAUGUAAACAAAAUGAAAAAGUGUCUUUGAAAAACAGAAGUGAUAUUUUCUCUUUAAACGAAAAUAAAAAUCUAGCACCCACAAUAUUUUCCGUUGGAGGAGCGCCAUCUAAAACUAUACAUUCGUCAUUUAAUAGUUAUUCAAAUAGAACAUCUUCAAAUGAUACGAUUGGAUCGAUCUCCAAACAAACCCAAUUCAGGAAUCCCCUAACAGGCAUCGGAGUUAGUUCCAACGAUGAAUUUAAAAAUAAACCGACGAAACGACGAGACGGUAAUCCACUACUUGGAGUUGGCUACAAAGACGACAAUGAAUUUUUUGGUACAACUACAACCCAGCGAAUCCCUCCAGGUGGAUAUUCAAAGGGCUUAUGGUAAAUGCAAAUGAGAACAAAAUUCCGUUACAGAUCAAUCAACAAUGACAAAUUUUUAGUUGUUACUUAUAUAAAAAUUACCUUCAUUGUCAUCUAGUGGAAACACUGAUAAUAAAAUUGU